Molecule: messenger RNA, 1305 nt
Organism: Drosophila kikkawai
Lineage: Eukaryota; Metazoa; Arthropoda; Insecta; Diptera; Drosophilidae
Product: persulfide dioxygenase ETHE1, mitochondrial
Biological process (GO): hydrogen sulfide metabolic process; glutathione metabolic process
Cellular component (GO): mitochondrion
Molecular function (GO): sulfur dioxygenase activity
Source: RefSeq, a predicted model, not a curated record
AUCAGCUGAUGUUAGCUGUUUUUUGUGUGCGACCUGAAACUCUGUGUUUGUUAUUCCAGUGAUUGUAACUAUAACAUUUUCAUAGACUCUCCCGAGUGAUAUAAACUACCUCUGAUUAGAUGUAAUUGGAAUGUGAUAAUAGGAAAGACUGCCAACACAACAAAAAAGUGCUCAAUUAUCAGUGAUUAAAUAAAUUAGUGACUAUUGAUUAACUAAAUACAAGUAAGCUCCGCACACUCGAAAUUUUUAUCAAGCGAAACGCAAAAUAGAAAAGCCCCCCGAGCAGGUCAAUUACACCCGAAGUGCGACGAAUAGAAACACGAACACUAAAUGCGUAUCGCCAUGGGUCCCAGUAUGCUGUCAGCCCUCAAGCGGCUCUCAACCCGAAGAAGCCCCACGAUCUUCUCCAGCAAUCAUAUACGAUCGUUGAGCUCCCUCGGUGUCAUGAGUCUACCAGAGCGUCAACCCUUCUCGCCAGACUUCUUCUUCCGCCAACUUUUCGAUGGCGAAAGUAGCACCUAUAGCUACCUCUUGGCAGAUCUGAAGAACGGCGAGGCUGUGAUCAUAGAUCCAGUGCUGGAGCAGGCCAAGCGGGAUGCCCAGCUGGUCAAGGAUCUGGGCUUUGAACUCAAAUAUGCCAUCAACACCCAUAUGCAUGCCGAUCACAUAACGGGCAGCGGCUGGUUGCGACAACUCACGGGGUGUCAAUCGGUGAUUGCCGCCGCCAGUGGAGCCAAGGCGGAUCGUCAUCUCAAGGAGGGGGAUCGCAUUAAGUUUGGUACCCAUGUAAUAGACACUCUGGCCACCCCCGGACACACGAAUGGCUGUAUGAGCUAUGUGAUCAAGGAUCAGGCCUGCAUCUUCACGGGGGAUACUAUACUGAUACGCGGUUGUGGACGCACCGAUUUCCAGGAGGGUUCGCCCCGUAAUCUCUACGAGAAUGUGCACCAGAAGAUCUUUACGCUGCCGGAGAAUUAUCGCAUUUAUCCGGCUCAUGAUUACAAAGGUCAAUUGGAGAGCAGUGUCUGGGAGGAGAAGCGCUAUAAUCCCAGGUUGACCAAGGAUCUAGAGGAGUUUAUCAAGAUUAUGGACAACCUGAAUUUGCCCUAUCCCAAGAAGAUAGAUGCCUCGGUGCCCGCCAAUAGGGAGUGUGGGGUGUACGAUAUACCCAAGGAGUAGAGCUCAGUAUAGACCCAAAAAAAUACUCUUCCCUCCCCCUGAAGACUUUAUAUAUAUAAUCCGAUAAUGCUUCCAAGAGAUUUGUAAUCUUUAAAAUAAACAAAACGCAUAUUUCUUAUCAACUUA